AAAUGAGUCACAACCACUACUCCCACAUCAAUAACAGUUGAAUCAAGAUGGCGGCCGAGGGCGAGUACGAGUCGAUCCUGUGCGUAAAACCCGAUGUCAACGUUUAUCGCAUCCCGCCGCGAGCGUCAAAUCGCGCAUACAGGGCAGCUGACUGGAAGCUGGAUACUCCAGACUGGUCGGGUCGAAUGAGGAUCACAGCCAAGGGACCAGUGGCGUACGUCAAACUGGAGGACAAGGUCUCAGGGGAGCUGUUUGCCCAGGCACCCAUUAAGGAGUAUCCCGGCACUGCCAUGGAGACGGUCAGUGACUCCAGCCGAUACUUCGUUCUGCGGAUACAGGAUGACAACGGUCGCAGCGCUUUUAUAGGAGUCGGCUUCGGGGACCGUGGGGACGCUUUUGAUUUCAACGUGUCUCUGCAGGACCACUUCAAAUGGGUGAAACAGGAGCAUGAAUUCAGUAAAAGUGCCCAGCUCGGGGAUUCGGGACCUAAACUGGACUUGGGCUUCAAAGAGGGACAGACCAUCACACUCAACAUAGGGCAAGGUAAAAAGAGGGAUAAGCCCCGCCCACAAGGCUCAAGUGGGUUUGGACUCCUCCCACCACCACCAGGAGGCAAGAUAGCCCCGCCUCCUCUGUCAGGCUCAUCCAAUCACAACAUAGUCCCCCAGACGGGGGACAUGACAACAGGCUGCCUGUUGGAGCUCGACAGUAGCAACUCGAACACAGUGGUUCAGUCAAACCCUGGUUCAGAUCUUUGGGGAGACUUCUCCGCUCUUUCAAGCUCCAUUCCACCACCGUCACCACCGCAGGACGCCGGACACUGGAUCCAGUUUUGAGUCGCCGGCUGUCGCGUCGGUUGUGAUCUCCAUCUCACCUGCAUCUGUGUCUGUAGCUUCCUGUGCACACACACACACACACACACACACACACACACACACACACACACACACACUGAUCCCAAAGCGUGAAACUCCACAGAGCUGUAGAAACAAUAUUUCAUCCAGAAAGAAUCCCGGGUUUCUUUCGAAUGGGAAAUGACACAUUAAUCAGUUUUAAAGCCAUUACCUGAUAAAAGCCAUUUCCACCCAAAAAAGAUAUUCAAGGGCUAUGUGUGACGUCCUGAGCAGCAGGUUUGUUCCUCUUUAAUGUGGCUGCAUCGCCUCCCCAGUAGAUGCCGCUCUGUUCAGAGCUUUAUGUUUUUUCUAACUGCAACAGCUCCCCCUGCAGGAACUGCAGAGUGCUGCAUCUCGACAAAAAGUGUAACCGGCUGUGAAUAAUGUGCAGAGAGCUGCAAAGCUCAGCGGACGUGAAAGGCUACUUUAACUGUAAGACAGUUUCUUUAUUGCUCUUAAAUCUAAUUUAUGUGCAUCAGCCUUAUUAUUUCUAAUGAAUCAUAACUUCCCUGAAUCAUUUUGAAAUGACAGCAGCAGUCUAAGUUAUUUAAGUAUAAAUCAUAAAGAAAGAACAGUUUGAUUUAACACUUAUAAAAUAGUAUUUUUAGACUGAACAGGGGUUUAAUGACUCCCUUCUUCACGGUGAGUGGUGGAGUAUGGCCUUGUCCACAUGUCUCAAAAUGACUAAAAUGAAUGAUGAUGCAAAUGGAUUCAAAGAUGCAACUUCAACAUGUUUAGAUUAGCUGCAUUAUGGGAUAUGAAAUUGAUUUCAAAUGAAUGCAGACGCGCCUACACCAUGCCUUCUAUCAGGAACCAGAAAUGAUCCAUUGCACAGUAUUGUUUUUAAGUUAUGUUCAUAGAAAUGUAUAUAUACGGGCACAUUCAUGUCUGCCGUAUUAAAUCUAUAAAUUUAAUAUUUACAAUGUGAAAUCAUAUUUGUGUUUACUACUGGGUGGCAUCAGUUGUCAUCAUUAAUGUCAAUAAUUUGCAUUUUUACAUACUUUCACUGCAUUUUUUACAAAGAAGAAUAAGCUAAGAAUUAAACAUUAUGCCCAGUUUAGCGACGGAUGCUCGUCUGCUGGCAGUUAAUUAAAUCUACUUAAAUACCAAUCAAAUUUCUUUCACCUCAUUCUAAUAAACGUGCCCUUUUAAAAUAAUGAAAAUCCAGUUGGAUAUAAUAAAUGAGGUAAAACAGAGCAGGAAUGUCGGACUAGUCGUCACAAAGUCAUAUUGAGCCUUGAAGACCAGUUCUCCUUUCUGAUAUCAGAGGAAAGAUGUGAUGUGGAGAUGCGUUACAGCUCCACUUUUUGCAUUAAAUAUGUAAUUUUGUCCACCAGAUUUACAUCUUUCUGUUAAAGAGAGAGUGGAAGUGGAGUGUGAUUGAGUGCACAUUCAUUUAACCGCUUUUUCUUGUUUGUGAAAUGACCAUGAAGCUUUUUUUAGUUUUGUUUUUAAUGGCAAAAUGUUGAGGCAGCCUUCAGCACUAAAUACUGAAUGUUUCAUGGAAGGAAGGACAGAUCUGGAUGAACGGUUCAGGAGUUGAACAAGUAAAUCGUGUUCAACACGAGUCUGAAACAGCAGAUUUAGACAAUCUGAGGAAAAUAUUUGGAAUUAAAGGAGUAGUUUGACAUUUUGGGGAAUACUUUUGCUUUUUUCUUUUGCUGAGAAAUGGAAGAGAUUAUUGAUAUUAGUCUUUAUGCAUUUAAUGUGAAGCUGGAGCCAGGUAGCGUAGCUUAGCUUAGCAUAAACACUGGAAACGGGGGGAAACGGCUAGCCUGGCUCUGUCCUAAAGGAACAAAACAAAGUCUCACGAAUGAACACGUCGUCAGAAGAGUGGAACUAUUCCUUUAACAUGUUAGACUACUCUCAGUGAAUGGACCGACCUGAUGUGGCUUAUUUCACUGAUUGUGAAAUUAAAUGGAAAAAUAAGCUCUUUUACUGAAACCAUGUGCACGGUUACAGAUGUGAACACAGCGGUCUCGGGACUCGAGGGCGGGAAAAAUGAAAUGAUUGUCUUUCUUCAUCUGAUGAUGAAUGUCUUAAUGGCAGCAAAUGAUUUGUUAGUAGUUGUGCAGAAAAGGCUUCACAGGACUUUGACGUGUGAAAUGUUACGAGCAUUACUCGCCUGUGAAUUCAUUUAGUUUGUUUUAAGGUGUGCUGUGAUCAGAUCACAGGAGCUGUGUGACUUGGCUGGCAUUGAGAUGAUCGAUGAUGGAUGGUGACAUGUGUGUUGUGUUUACAUCGCUCGCAUCGCUGGCUGAAAUGUAUAAAAAGAAAUGUCUCCCAUUUCUCACUCAUUCCACUCUGGCUGUAAAAUCACUGGACUAACACUUUUGAUUUAUGACCAAUUUAAUGAGAAAGAGGCAAUAAAUCCUUUCAAAGGA
Anarrhichthys ocellatus (wolf-eel) is the source of this 3277-nucleotide messenger RNA. RefSeq names its product NECAP endocytosis associated 1 (gene necap1). The record is from RefSeq and is a predicted model, not a curated record. Gene Ontology annotation, cellular component: clathrin vesicle coat; membrane. Gene Ontology annotation, biological process: endocytosis. NCBI's taxonomy places the organism in Eukaryota, Metazoa, Chordata, Actinopteri, Perciformes, Anarhichadidae. The coding region runs from base 48 to 836 and encodes 262 amino acids. The transcript is spliced from 8 exons.